Capsicum annuum is the source of this 991-nucleotide messenger RNA. Its product is annotated as putative 4-hydroxy-4-methyl-2-oxoglutarate aldolase 2. Bases 291 to 791 code for a protein of 166 amino acids. The transcript is spliced from 2 exons. The record is from RefSeq and is a predicted model, not a curated record. Lineage: Eukaryota; Viridiplantae; Streptophyta; Magnoliopsida; Solanales; Solanaceae. Gene Ontology annotation, biological process: regulation of RNA metabolic process. Gene Ontology annotation, molecular function: ribonuclease inhibitor activity.
UCCAAAAUAAAGUAUUCAAAAAGAAAUGUUAAAUAAAGAUUGUCCUCAAAAUGCUCUCAGACAGAUAUCCAAGAAGUUGGAUAUUUUUGUAGUAGCAAAAGGUCAGAUUCUUUUAAGGUGGCACGUGGUGUACACUAGCUAUUUUAUAGCAUCAAAAAAUAGUUAUAAUACAGUUGCAAAGAUCUGCUACUACUUGAUCCAGAUCUCUCCUUUUCUCCCUCUCUCUCUCUCUCUCUCUCUCUCUCACCUUCAAACAAAUCAGCUACACACAUCCAGGUGUUUUACAUAGGAUGGCCUUGGUCACCACUGCUGAAGUUUGCGAUGCAAAUCCACAGCUCAUUGUGAGUGGUGAACUACGUGCACUGCAGCCAAUCUACAAAAUAUAUGGCAGGCGCCAAGUCUUCUCUGGACCUGUUGUCACUCUGAAAGUAUUUGAAGACAAUGUUUUGGUUCGUGAGUUUCUCGAGGAGAAAGGUAACGGGAGAGUUCUUGUUGUCGACGGGGGUGGUAGUCUGAGAUGUGCAAUUUUGGGUGGUAACCCUGUGGUACAAGCUCAAAACAAUGGAUGGGCUGGGAUUGUAGUAAAUGGUUGUGUAAGAGACGUGGACGAAAUCAAUGGUUGCGAUAUCGGAGUCAGAGCUCUGGCUUCUCAUCCGAUGAAAGCCAAUAAGAAAGGUAUUGGAGAGAAGCACGUUCCAAUAACCAUCGCUGGGACUAGAAUCUGCGAUGGUGAGUGGCUUUACGCAGAUACCGAUGGCAUUCUCAUUUCAAAAAUGGAGCUAUCUGUUUGAGAAAAAUAUCCCCAUGCCUAAGUAAGUGCAUAUCAGUUGUGAACUACUUUUUUCAUGGAGCUUAUGGUCUAUAACUAGUGCUUUACAUGUAUGGGAAUCGCGAGCUCCGUUAAUCUAUUGUAUGUUGUUUUACUUAAUUUUACUCUAUUUUGCCUUAAACAUGGUUUCUUCAGAAAUGCAAGAGGUAAAGUUGCGUAUAA